Molecule: messenger RNA, 686 nt
Organism: Ruditapes philippinarum (Manila clam)
Lineage: Eukaryota; Metazoa; Mollusca; Bivalvia; Venerida; Veneridae
Product: perlucin-like
Exons: 5
Coding region: 118-591 (157 amino acids)
Source: RefSeq, a predicted model, not a curated record
UGGCAGGCUAUAACAGUGGCUUAUAAGGUUCAUGACUUUGUUAGAUAACAAAAGUAAAUAUUAAAAACUGCAAACAUUUAGAUACAUAGAAAGACAAGACUCGGAAUUUUAGCGACAAUGAUAUCGGUAUUGUUUACGGUAAUUUUACUGAGUGUUAUAGAGAGCGCAUGUGCAGAUUGUCCACGUGGCUUUGAAAUGAACGCUGAAACAUGUUACUACUUUAGUCACGGUGAGGAGACCUGGAUCGGUGCUUAUGAGUCGUGUAAACUUUUUGGCGCCAUGUUGGUUGAAGUAAACAGCGCCGACGAAGACGCUUACCUUAUCAACAAAACUUCAUCAUCAGGAGAUUCUUGGUGGAUGGGAUUGUCGGAUAAACUUAUAGAGGGGGAGUAUGUGUGGGAGACCAGCAUGACUGUACUCGGCGCCAGUGGAUAUAGUAACUGGUCACCAGGGGAACCAAACAAUCAUAAAAAUGAAAAUUGUGUGAAAUAUGCGCAUUCACAUAAUUACCUGUGGCAAGAUACAGAAUGUGAUCAAGAGGAACAUUAUAUUUGCGAAAAGACAGGUGACAUUUCUCCCAUUGUUGGAUAACCAAGUUUUGUUACAAGCGGUAAAUCAUAAAUAUUACAGACAAAAAUAUGCUUUGGUUAAACAUAUAAAAUUUGAAUUAAACGUUAAGAACUAAA